Molecule: messenger RNA, 4179 nt
Organism: Chlamydomonas reinhardtii
Lineage: Eukaryota; Viridiplantae; Chlorophyta; Chlorophyceae; Chlamydomonadales; Chlamydomonadaceae
Exons: 6
Coding region: 64-3801 (1245 amino acids)
Molecular function (GO): DNA binding
Source: RefSeq, a predicted model, not a curated record
CCUUCUUAUGACAACGAAAUAAACAUGUUGCAACAAGGCUGAACUCGUUCCAGUCCGUGCAAAAUGCAAUUCACAAGUGGAUAUACUAGCUCACUGGCUGCUCGCGCUGGCGCGUUUGGGCGUGUACGGGUGUCCCAUCGGUGCUUCAAGAAUGUCCAGCUUACCUCGAGGCGUGCUUCGUGGCUCGCCGGUGCUACGCCAGCAGGCGAAGCGCCGGCGAGGAUAGAAGGCCCAGCGACUGCUGACAGCGCGGCAGCGGAAGGCUCAGAUGAGGAUCUUGAUGAAAAGGAGAAGCUGCGCCGCUCGCGCAUUAGCCAGGCGAACAGCGGCCGGACGCCGUGGAACAAGGGGCGGAAGCACUCGCCAGAGACGCUCGCUAAGAUCCGUGAGCGAACAAAGGAGGCCAUGAACCGCAAGGAGGUGAUGGAAAAGGUUAAGGCGGGCCAACAACAGUGGAUGGAGAAGGCGAAGCAGCUGUCAUCGGAGGAGGCUGCUGUCGCUGCGCAGAAGCGGGAGCGCACGCGCCUCAGUCUGCUGCAGCACCAUGCCGCCCGCAAGCAGGCGCGCGAGGAGGAGCUGGCGUCGAACACGGAGCUGGCGGCUGAGGUGGAGGCCAAGGCCGCCCAGCGCAGGGCGGAGCGCGCCGCCACUGCGGCCGCCAAGCGCCAGGCUGUGCGGGACGCCGCCAUGGCCGAGUACCAGGCGGCGCUGGCGGCGGCGCGGGAGCAGGGCCUGGAGCCGCCCAAGCCCAGCGGCAUGGUGGCACACAUGCUGCGGCAGGCGCGAGCCGCAGAGCUGGGCACAGAGGGCGCGGCCGCUGCGGCUGGCACCAGGAAGCGGGCGCCGCGGGCCAAGUCCCCAGCCGGAGAGGCGCAGCAGCAGGGGCAGGAGCAGCAACCGACGCAGCCGGCGGAGCCGCGGCCGCGCGGCCCGCGUGUGGGCGGCACGCGCUCUCCGGAGCACCGCGCCGCCAUCGCGGAGGCCAUUCGGCGCAAGUGGCAGGACCCCGAGUACCGGGCCAACACCGUGGCCAGCAUCCGCCGCUCCAUUACCGCCGGCGUCGACGGCGAGGGCCGGCCGCGCCGUCGCAGCGGCGCCAGCAGCGACGGCGAGGGCAGCGCCGCCAACACGCGCGCGCCCAGCAGCUCGGCCGCGCGGCGGACCACGUCGCGAGCCUCCGCCGCCUAUAGCGAGGGGGACGCCAGCCGGAUGGCCGAGGCCAAGGCCAUGCGGGACCCGUCAACGGUGCGCAGCACGCGCAGCAGCCGCGGCGGCGGCCGGCACCUGCCCGACGUGCCGCCGGAGGCAGCAGCUGCGGCGGCCGGGAAGGAUGGCGGCAAGGACGCGAAGGGCGGCGCAGGGGCCGGGAAGGCGGGCGGCGCAGCGGCGGGCACCACCCGGCGGCGGCGGACGAAGGCGGCGGGCGAGGGCGGCGGCGAGGACAAUGGCGCCCCUGGCAAGAGCCCUGACGCGGCCCGGCUGGAGCUGGUGCGCAAGCUGGUUGGCCAGGUGCUGACGGCGGAGCGGCUGGUGGCCAACACAGAGAACCUCAUGGCCCAGUUCCAGGCGCGGCAACACGCGCUGCGCAACGACCCGCUGGUGCGCCGCCAGGCCGAUGCGCACCUGGCCUCGGUGGCCGCCACGCUGCAGCAGGCGCGGGCCAAGCUGGACGCGCUACGCAGCAAGAUCCCGCGCGAUGCCCGCUACAACGCCAACGGCGACGUAUGGUUCGUCGCCACGCCCGCUGGCGGUAGCAGCAGCAGCGGCAAUGCGUGGCCGGGCUCGCGCGACGCGCUGGGUGCCAGCGGGCUGGCGGGCGGGCACGUGCACGACGGCGAUGUGUGGGUGGGUGUGGGCGGCCGCUCGCGAGACGCCGCGGAGGGUUUCUCCAGUGAUGAGGACGAUGAGGAGGAGGACAGUGCCGACGAGGGCGGGGGCUGGCGGGGGCUGGGCGGCGCGGCACCGCCGGCGGAGGGCAGCUGGAGCCGGUCUUUCCUGGACGUUUUUGAUGAGGGGCCUGGGUCGCCGGGGGCGGCUGGCGGCGAUGCGCUGGACGUGGAGGCGCAGUGGGUGGACCGGGCAGAGGGCUACGGCGCCGCCAGCAGCAGCGGCAGCAGCAGCAGCCAUGGCGCGGGCGGCAGUAGCAGCAAUGGCAGUGGCGGCGGCCGGCGGCUGAACGGCUACGCCGACCACCACGACGCCGCCAGCCUCAACGGCAACGGCCAGCACGCGGCGGCGUCAGACUAUGAUGAGGACCAUGAUGUGUACGGCACCGGCGGCCGCUCGCCCGUGUACAGCGAUGUGGACGAAGGGGGUGAUGAUGUGAAUGGGCUGGAUGGCCCCGAACUGGCAGACGACUAUGACGACUGGGACCCGGAGCAAGGGGACCCAGAUGACUUCAUCCGCCUCAGCCGGCGGCCGCCGCCCAGCGGGCGUGAUGGAAGCGGCGGCGGCGGGGGCGACAUGGAGGACGGCUCGCCGCCGACGGGGCCUGGGUUCGGCCGGUCCCAUGCCAGCAGCGCCGGAGGCGCCGCCAGCACUAGCGGCCGGCCGUCACUAACUGGCACCGGCGGCGGCAGUCGGACGUCGGGCGCGGGCGGGCGGCGGACGGCUGUGCCCAGCAGCAGCGGCAGCAGCGGCAGCGGGGGCCCUGGCCUUGGUAGCUCGCUGGGUGCGUUCUCAGGGGUGGCCAUGCCGCCGCUGGGGGAUGAGGACAGGGUGCGAGUGGACCUGUCGGCGCUCGACCCCGGGAACAUCCUGGGGUUCGAGGCGGUGAACGGACACCACAAGCCGAAGGGCGGCGCCGAGCCGGAGCCAGAGCCGCGGGAAGGCGACGCUGGCGCGGGCGACGGGGACAUGAAUGGCGGGCGAGGCGGCGGCGGCGGCGGGGUGCUUAAGGGCGGGGGCGGUGGGGACGGCCGGUGGCCUAGCGGUGGCGUUGCGUCCUCUUCGGCAGCGGCAGAUGGUGGCACCGGGGGUGCGGCCGGUGGGGCUUCGGCAGCUGUGGUCCCGGGCCCAGGUGGUGCCAGCACACCUGUCGAUGGGUCCUCGCCGGCUGGAGGGUCACACGCCCUGGGCGACAGCAGGAGCAGCGGCAGCAGCCGCGUGGCACAAGGGCCAGCGCACCACGAGCACACCUGGAUCCAGCCGCCUGGGGACGGGUCGCUUCCUGAGCCGCUUGCGCAACUGCUGCGGGCGGCAGCGGCGUCUGCUGGCGCUCCUGUGGCCGCCGCUACCCCUGGCGGCCGCCGGCUGGCGCGUCCCACGGCGGCGGCGUCGCCUGCCUCGGCCUCUAGCUCGACUGGCGGCGACGGCACUGGCGGCAGCAACAUAGCGGUGUGGCUGAGCCACGCUGCCCCGACGGACCUGACCAGCCUAAAGGCCAUGUUGCCGGCCUCGCAUGACUGGCUGGCAAACGCUCUGGAUAAGCAGCAACAACAACAGCAACAAAGACAGCAGCAGCAAGGGGGGCUGGGCAGCAGCUCUGUGGCGGCGGCUGCGGCGCCAGGUGCAGGCGACGCGGCUGGGCAGCAAGCAGGCCAGAGGGGCCACAAUGACGCGGUGUCGGGGCUAGCGGUGGAUGGGGCGGGUCAGGGGCCCAGUGCGCGUGCGCAGCAGAACGCCACAGGAAGCGGAGCGGUUGCUGGCACAGGGGUGAAGGGCUCGCAGGGGGCUGCGGGGCCACGGGCAAGGCGGAAGACAGUGGGGCGUCAGGAGGUAGCUGGGCCGGAAGAGGCUGGCGCCGAUGACGCGGCGCUGGGGCGCUCGAAGCCGCGCGCUCGGCGGCGGGAAUUGCCGUGAGAGGAGACGGGCUGCAGGCGAGUGCUCGGAUUAGCGUUUCGUUGUACGUGUGUGUUUUGAUGGACCUGACUCGGAUGGCGGACAAAGGGCCCAGGGAAGGACGAGCAGUCUUGACAGUCGUCGCUGCACUAAUGCGUAGGUAGUUCCAAGCACAAAGAAGUGCAGAUUUCUGUAGGGUUUAAUUAGCAGGGAGCUCGGUAGCAGGCUUGCUCAACCCAGCUCGACGCCCGGGAUGGGGAGCCGCAGCCCGCGAGAAGCGGGCUGCGUGUAGCACGGACACGCAGUCAUUUCGCUCCUAUGUAUACAUAAUACGUCAGACGAUGAGCUGUAGCCGCGCCGUGAUCCAUCCUCGUGUUCAGCGGACACGCUAAGAGCUCG